AGGGAAUGACUUGCACCCUUGGUGAAAAAAAGCCACUUCCUAAAUAGCAGCAAGUUGUGCGCUUCUUGGAAAGUUGUCCAGUGUGCAGACUUCAGGGAGGCAUCUCUCUCUCUGUCUCUCUGUCUGUCUGUCUGGUGUCGGACUCCUCUCAGGAAUGCAGCGGGAAGAAGUGUGACAAGCCUUUUUGCUUUAACUUCAAAAGUAGGACGGAGCUCAGUUUUCUCAUGUUGCCAUAUUUAGUUUAAAGCCAUUGUUGCUGUGAGAGCAUGUUAACCAGGCUGCUUGUCCAAGAAGUCACUUUAAACUUCACAUCAUCGACUUCCAAGGAUUAUUAAAAGACUUGAGAGGCGACUUCUUCUUCUUCUUCUUCAGCAUCAUGGGCUGCAACAAGGUGAUGUGGGGGGUGAUCGGGGCGGUUGUCGUCAUCACGUUAAUAACAGUCACAGCAGUUUAUUACAGCAAGACUGAUGGUCCCAAGAGGCCAUUCACCCUCGAUGACUACUUCAACGACACCAUUAGGUGGAGAUCCUACGAUUUGUAUUGGAUAUCAGACAAGGAGUAUCUGCAUAAAACAAGAGAUGGGAAUAUCUUCCUCUACAAUGCUGAAACAAAUGCGGAGUCACUAUAUUUGAGCAAUUCAACCUUUGCUCAAGUGGAUGCCACAGAUUACUUUUUGUCUGGUGAUUAUAAAUACAUCGCUUUGGAAAGCAAUUACACACAGAAAUGGAGACAUUCAUUCACAGCCUCUUACUCCAUCUAUGACAGGGAGAGUUCGACAUUUAUUACGCCUGUGAAUCUUCCCACCGUUGUGCAGUACUUUUUUUUCGCCCCAAAAGGAAACAAAUAUGCUUACGUCUCAGACUUCAACGUUUUCUUCAAAUCCAACGUCACUGCUGAAGCUGUACAGGUGACCUACAACGGGAAGAAGAAUGAGAUCCUUAAUGGUAUCCCUGACUGGGUAUAUGAGGAGGAGGUGUUUGCAUCGAGCGGGGCACUAUGGUGGUCAACAACUGGAAAAUAUUUGGCUCAUGCAGAGUUUAAUGAUACGAGCGUUCACAAAGUGGAGUAUACGUGGUAUGGAAAUGAGCAGUAUCCUGAGACAGUGGCUGUUCCGUACCCAAAGGCUGGAUCUGCGCUUACCAAGGUGAAACUGUUUGUGGUCGACACCACAAAUCCAUCCCUCCGCACACAGUUGGUGGCUGCUCCUGCUUCCGUUGCUUCUGGCGAUCACAUGUUGUGCUCAGUGACCUGGGUCACAGACGAACGCGUCGCUGUGCAGUGGGUAACGAGGAAACAGAAUUACGUGGUUGUACAGAUCUAUGACUUUGAUGGAAGCAGCUGGCAAGAAAAACAGAAAUUUGAGCAAACGAGCAAAACGGGAUGGGUCGGCCACUACGUGCCCUUACCUCUUUUCUUUGCUGACGAUAAACUCAGUUUCUAUAAAGUGAUGAGUGACACUCAGGGCUACAAACAUAUUCAUUAUGUGAAAGAAGGCAAAGCAACACCUAUUACCUCUGGGAAGUGGGAAGUCAUCUACAUCUCCAAAUUAACAAAAGAUGCCAUAUAUUUUGUGAGUAAUCAAUACCAAGGGAUAGCUGUGAAGAGAAAUGUUUACAAGGUUGUGAUCGGAAGCAGCCCUUCUGCUCCUCAGUGUCUCACAUGCGACCUGCAUGAAGACAGGUGUCAGGUCACCUCUGCUUACUUCAGCACUGAAGCCUCUUACUACCGAAUGGACUGCUACGGACCUGGGUUGCCCCUCUACACACUCAGGGACAACAGGGGCUCAGGUGCAGAGCUCUCCGUUCUUGAAGAGAACAAGGUACUGAAAGAUAUUCUGACAGAAUUCCAAAUGCCAACGAUGCAGCAUGGCACACUGAAGGUUGCAGGAUAUGAUCUUUGGUAUCAAAUGAUGUUACCACCAAAUUUCAAGAAAUCUAAAAAAUAUCCUCUUCUUAUUAAAGUGUAUGGUGGCCCCUGCAGUCAGGAGGUGAACUACAACUUCAAGCUGAACUGGGGCACGUACCUCUCCAGCUCAAAGGGGAUCAUCGUCGCCAGCUUUGACGGAAGGGGAAGCGGUUACCAAGGGGAUGAAAUAAUGCACGCAAUCUACAAGCGCCUUGGCACGUUCGAAGUGGAGGAUCAGAUAACAGCUGUGAGGAAAUUCAUCGACAUGGGUUUUAUCGACAAAGACAGAAUAGCAAUAUGGGGCUGGUCAUACGGUGGCUACGUCACCUCAAUGGCCUUGGGUGCUGGAACUGGACUCUUCAAGUGUGGAAUAGCAGUUGCCCCAGUGGCCAAGUGGGAAUAUUAUGAUGCAGUGUACACUGAACGCUACAUGGGCACCCCCGCGGACAAUUCAGACGCUUACGAAAAUUCCACAGUGACGGCCAGAGCAAAGAACUUCAAAACAGUAGACUAUCUAUUGGUCCACGGCACAGCAGAUGACAAUGUCCAUUUCCAGCAGUCAGCACAGAUCUCCAAAGCUCUGGUGAACGCGCAAGUGGACUUUGAGGCGAUGUGGUACACUGACAGGAACCACGCUCUGAGAGGAUCAGCCUUCCAUCAUACAUACACACUCAUGAGCCACUUCCUGCAGAAAUGCCUCGUUUACCCAAAAUAGAUGUGAAGAAUGUGACGGCAUUUAUUGUGAACAUUUUAUUUUCUAAUUUGAGUAUUUUUAUCUUACUGAUAUUCUGAAAUAUCAGGUUGUACAUUUGUUUUUUAUUUACAAUGGAUGUUCGAUUGCUCGCACAGAUGAGCAUUUGUAUUUUAUGUGUAUUUAGGGAACCUUGUCAAGAUAUCUGACAUUCAAAACUAAAAGCAAUUGCAUGCAUUUAUGGUUGAAAACCUUGUUUUAUGUGAAUAUGAUGUCAUACAAUAGAUGAAUUGCACUGCACUGAUUUGUUGUGUGAGUGUUAUAAUUUGUGUGUUGCCGACUAAUGAAUAAAUAAUUUUGAAAUACAA
This is a messenger RNA of Sebastes umbrosus (honeycomb rockfish), 2964 nucleotides long. RefSeq names its product fibroblast activation protein, alpha. Bases 377 to 2620 code for a protein of 747 amino acids. The transcript is spliced from 26 exons. NCBI's taxonomy places the organism in Eukaryota, Metazoa, Chordata, Actinopteri, Perciformes, Sebastidae. Gene Ontology annotation, biological process: proteolysis. Gene Ontology annotation, molecular function: serine-type endopeptidase activity; dipeptidyl-peptidase activity. The record is from RefSeq and is a predicted model, not a curated record.